Messenger RNA from Sphaeroforma arctica JP610, 1015 nucleotides. RefSeq lists its product as hypothetical. Lineage: Eukaryota; Ichthyosporea; Ichthyophonida. The record is from RefSeq and is a predicted model, not a curated record. The transcript has a single exon. Bases 1 to 927 code for a protein of 308 amino acids.
AUGACUACUAAUAAAAGUGUAUUGAUUAGUUUGGCAGUAGCCGCUCAACUGUUGUCUUUCACUAUAGCGGCACCUAGUAGGAGGAGUAACGUCGCACUUAGUGUGCCAAACUUCAACGACUAUUCUGAGGGAGACGCACCCGAUAUAUAUAAACUUUUCAAGGCCCCUUUCACAGGCUGCUUCGGCAUGUAUCGUGAUAGCACUGAUUGUGUGUCAUCAAAACCUAAUGAUUCCUACGUCAAGGUAAAUCCUACUAAUAAGGAUGAACGUGUUAUGGAAAUCAACUUGAGAGCUGGGGUGUAUGGCACUUCCCAAAAAGGUACUGGGGGACAAUUUUACAGCUCAGAAUUUACGGAUGAUUUUGGAGGUGUCGAUGAGGCGACUUACGAAUAUCAAGUAUAUUUUCCCAGUGGAUUUGAAUGGACUCAUGGUGGCAAACUACCAGGACAGUACAUCGGUAGCAUGGAUUGCAGCGGUGGAUUCAUGGCUGAUGGUACCAAUUGCGCAUCAACACGUCUUAUGUGGCGCGAGAAUGGCGAGGGCGAAGCCUACUUAUAUGUUCCCAUGAUGGAACAAGACCCAUCAUUUUGUGCUAAAUGUGCCUACCCAGAAAUGGAUUCCGAAUGUAGCGAUGUUCCUCACUGCUCACUCAACCGUGGAAGUUGGAGUUUCAAUGAGGGCAAGUGGACAACAGUGAAGCAAUACGUCAAACUAAACACCGUUGGCAAGAAUGAUGGUAUCUUUAGCUUAUGGAUUAACGGCAACCUGGUCAUGAAGGAACAGCUGGUUUACAGAACUACCAAUGAUAUGCAACUCUCUGGCCAGUUCUUCAGCACCUUUUUCGGCGGGUCAUCGCAAAAAUAUGCUCCCAACACUGAUCAAACAAUUUUGUUCAAGGGAUUUAAACUUACUGCGGGAGAAGCCUAAACAAGCUUGCAGUGCACAUUCAAGCCCAGAGGCUGCGAACGCCAGUUGUCUAUUGUAUAGAUAUGGAGUCAAUAACAUUAUAAUAAAC